This is a messenger RNA of Raphanus sativus (radish), 2677 nucleotides long. RefSeq names its product cyclin-dependent kinase F-4. Gene Ontology annotation, molecular function: ATP binding; protein serine/threonine kinase activity. The transcript is spliced from 13 exons. The coding region runs from base 989 to 2356 and encodes 455 amino acids. Gene Ontology annotation, cellular component: nucleus; cytoplasm. Gene Ontology annotation, biological process: intracellular signal transduction; protein phosphorylation. Lineage: Eukaryota; Viridiplantae; Streptophyta; Magnoliopsida; Brassicales; Brassicaceae. The record is from RefSeq and is a predicted model, not a curated record.
AGAAUAGUAAAAGGAUAAAGGUUUAGAGAAGAAGGUCAUCAAAUUUUCAAAAUCAUACGGUUCAAAUUGGUCACCAGGUUAAAUCAACGGUUUAUAUGUAGGGUCGAGAUGAGCUAGCAAUAAUCUAUUCCUUUGAUCGGUGAGAGAGAUUAUAAAAGUAGGUUUCUUUUGGUUAUUAUCUAUCACGAGAGAAGUCACAAAAAUACGCGGUAGAUAUAGAUAAAAAGCGCGGUGGAGUUUGGGAAGGAGGAGCUUUUUGGAUAACGUCUUUUCCCCGUCGUUGUCGGUGACGGAGCUUAUGCCUAUUGGCCCUUAAGGUUACAUUAAGCUAGUGGAUUUGCUUCUUUUUGAGAUAUGGAACUAGAUUACAUCUCUUCUUCUGGCUGCUACCACUUUCCGGUUUUCUCACUGCAAGAAGCACUCGAUUUACGGUUUCUUGCUCGUUCACACUUCCUUGUUGCCUCUUUCGGGAACUGCACUUAGUCAACUUCUGCACUUCUUGCGAGUCAGGACUGAUGUCUGCAAGUUAUCAUUCCUUCGCAUAGGCCUAGAAUCUCUCAUCUAAACCCUGGUCCCUAGAGUCUAAAAAAAAAAAUCCUGUUUCCAUAUCUGGUUCUCGUAGAGGAGCUGACUGAACAAGGAUGUGUCAGUUUCUUUUCAAGUUUUUGACAUGUCGUGGCUUUGAUAGUAUUCUCCUCUGAGUCUCCGAACCCCUUGAGUCAAUUGUGGGCUUCUUACACUCAUCAACAUUCCUACUUUUUGGUUCAUUGAGUCUUCCAGUUCUCAGUAUGUUUUGUCUUCUUCUCUUGGUUUCUUUCUUUUCCCUUGAUGGUCAACCAAUUGAAGAUUUUCAUAGUAAAUAACGGCCAGCCUACCCAGCGGGAGAAUCUUCGAGUUCUAGUGCCAUACUAAGAGUGGAGUUAUAGAAAUACUUCAGUUCUCUAGAGAGAAAAAACCAAAGAAGAUACUUUACUUUACUGUAAAGGCGAUGGAGAGGUAUAAUUUAAUCAAAGAAGUUGGUGAUGGAACGUUUGGGAAUGUUUGGCGAGCUGUCAAUAAACAGACGGGUGAAGUUGUUGCGAUCAAAAAGAUGAAGAAAAAGUAUUACUCUUGGGAAGAAUGUAUUAAUCUGAGAGAAGUGAAGUCGCUUAGCAGAAUGAACCAUCCAAACAUUGUGAAGCUGAAGGGAGUCAUCCGAGAAAAUGAUAUUCUAUACUUUGUGUUCGAGUACAUGGAGUGCAAUCUUUACCAGCUUAUGAAGGAUCGCCCUAAGCUAUUCGCAGAAUCUGAUAUCCGAAAUUGGUGCUUUCAAGUCUUUCAAGGCCUUUCUUACAUGCAUCAGCGUGGAUACUUCCACCGAGAUCUUAAGCCAGAAAAUCUAUUAGUCUCUAAAGAUGUUAUUAAGAUUGCUGAUCUUGGCUUGGCUCGGGAGAUUAACUCAAGUCCACCUUAUACAGAGUAUGUCUCUACACGCUGGUACAGAGCACCUGAAGUACUGCUACGGUCAUAUGUAUACACAUCAAAAGUUGAUAUGUGGGCAAUGGGCGCUAUUCUGGCUGAGCUGUUGUCUCUUCGCCCUCUUUUUCCUGGAGCUAGUGAAGCAGAUGAGAUAUACAAAAUCUGCAGUGUGAUAGGCAGCCCAACUGAACAGACAUGGUUGGAGGGUCUUAAUCUUGCUAGCGUAAUCAAUUACCAAUUCCCUCGGCUUUCCGGUGUACCCCUUUCAAGCUUGAUGCCGUAUGCUAGUGCAGAAGCGGUUAACCUUGUCGAGCGCCUCUGCUCGUGGGAUCCCAGCAAUAGGCCGACGGCUGCAGAGGCUUUGCAGCAUCCGUUCUUCCAGAGUUGCUACUAUGUUCCACCAUCUCUCCGUGCCAAACAAUCUGCUGGACAGAGAGGGACUCUCGAGCAUCAGCAGCAAUACGUGAAGAGGUUGCCAGCGGCUUUGACCAAUACUGCUAAUAAUAAUAAGCCAUAUAACAGUUAUGCUGCUGCAAAGGCGAAUGCUCCUUCGUUUGGCGCUUGUCAGACCCAGCGGAAGCUGGAGAUGCAUAAUAAGAUUAUUAACCAUGACACAAGAUGGAACAACAAAGCUGUCGGAAGUUAUCAUGUUAGAGAUGCUAGGUAUAUACCACCGCCUGGAAGGAAGAGUCCUUCAUCGAUGAAGAAUUGGGUCUUUCCUCGUGGGCCAUCAGAGACUGCAAGUAAACAGGCAAAUGGAGCGGUGGGGGAAGGAAGAUGGAGUCAAAGUCAAAGUCAAAAGCCGGCAAUGAAGGCAGGGUGGGUGGGAGAAAGUGGUGAAAUGUUCCUCAGACCUAUACAGCCUCCAAAUCCCUACUCUAGGAGAAUCGCUGGUUAAAACCUAAAGGGUGACUCGCUCUAUAAGUUAAUCUUCGGAGUCAUCGUCAUCUUUUUUAUCAUCAUCGUCUACUACCCGAGAGAGUCCAUGGUCGUCUACUACCAGCAGUGGUUUGCUUUUGUUUGAUUUCCUUUUCAAAAAAAACUCUCUUGCUUGUGCAAUGGAGCUACUUCAGCCUGUACAGGUUUUAAUGUUUCUGUCAUGGUUUGACUCUGUAUAUUUUUCUUUUUCUUUUCGCAAUAAUGCGUACGACGAUGGACCAAACCCUGUUUUCAUCAACUUGAUGAUAUAUUAAACAAUGUUAGUGGUUUGCCAUACAAA